AUGCAAAAUGGCGUCCGACGAGGGCCAUUCAGCCGCGCGCUUCCGAGCCAGAGUGUCUCACCUCUAAUUAAACUGGGACUUCUUUUCAGCACUUCAUUAUGCGGAAUAAACGACAGGAUCGCGGGCGACACGUUCGCUAAAUUAAUUGUGGCGGAGGCCGAAAAGCUCGACGUAUACAUUGAGGUCCCUAAUGAAGGCCAGGUGGAGUGGCCGGCUAUUGAAGGAGUCGUGGAGAGGGUAGUUAUUGAAACCGCA
Iphiclides podalirius (scarce swallowtail) is the source of this 255-nucleotide messenger RNA. NCBI's taxonomy places the organism in Eukaryota, Metazoa, Arthropoda, Insecta, Lepidoptera, Papilionidae. The record is from the annotation of a GenBank genome assembly.